AGGAUGGAUGGUUAAAACAUAAAGCUACAUAUGAAAUAAUACCUCCGGAAUCCAUUGGGUUGGAAAAAUCUAAUGAAGUUGGCAUUGUAUUGGGAAAACUUAGUGGACGACAAGGCUUAAUGAAGCAUCUUGAAGAGCUUGGUUAUCACCUUAAAGAAAAUGAAAUUGAUAGUGUCUUUUGGAAAUUUAAAGCAGUAGCCGACAAAAAAAAGAGGGUAAAUGAUGUUGACCUUAGAGCAUUGGUAUCAAAUGAAGUUACUCAAGUGGAAUCUAUUUGGAAACUUAGUGAUAUACAGGUGACUUGUGGAACUUUGGGUCUUUCGACAGCAACUGUUAGACUCACUAAUACCAUUGAUGGAGGCAUACAUGUUGCUUGUUCUGUUGGUUCAGGUUCAAUAGAUUCAGUUUUCAAAGCGGUGAAUCUUAUUAUAAAGGAAGCUAUAAAACUUGUUCAGUAUACAUUGACUACAAUGAUAGAAGGUGUUGAUGUUAUUAUCACUACAAAUGUUAGCAUUUGUAGAAUGAAUAACCACGCAUGUACUCAUUCAUUAGUUGAAGAAAGUAUUCAACCAAUUUUUAGGUAAAUAGUUCUAUGAUAAAUUCAAAUGUUUAUUGUUAUAA
This is a messenger RNA of Arachis duranensis, 621 nucleotides long. RefSeq names its product probable 2-isopropylmalate synthase. The record is from RefSeq and is a predicted model, not a curated record. Lineage: Eukaryota; Viridiplantae; Streptophyta; Magnoliopsida; Fabales; Fabaceae. Gene Ontology annotation, molecular function: 2-isopropylmalate synthase activity. The transcript is spliced from 6 exons. Gene Ontology annotation, biological process: L-leucine biosynthetic process. The coding region runs from base 120 to 584 and encodes 154 amino acids. Gene Ontology annotation, cellular component: chloroplast.